Messenger RNA from Ostrinia nubilalis (European corn borer), 3057 nucleotides. Its product is annotated as putative helicase mov-10-B.1. Gene Ontology annotation, biological process: regulatory ncRNA-mediated post-transcriptional gene silencing. NCBI's taxonomy places the organism in Eukaryota, Metazoa, Arthropoda, Insecta, Lepidoptera, Crambidae. The record is from RefSeq and is a predicted model, not a curated record. The transcript has 20 exons. Gene Ontology annotation, molecular function: 5'-3' RNA helicase activity; RNA binding. Gene Ontology annotation, cellular component: cytosol; P granule. The coding region runs from base 298 to 2982 and encodes 894 amino acids.
CCAUUUACUUUGCAAAUGUUGCGGAACAUAAAUUAGUAGAUUUUCAAUUUAAAACUCACUUAGAAAUGGACCUUGAAGUGAAAAGCAGUUUAUCUCUUUGUGUUCUGUAAAAUAUUUUUUCUUAACUCGUCGCUCGUCGACCCUCAAAAAAGUCGUUGCCUAACUUGUCUGUCAAAUCAGCAGUUUGUCAGUAACUUUUGAAGUUGAUACCUGUUGAAACGAAAACCUUAUCAACAGCCGAGGCCGGACGGACAAAGAAACCCACUUUGUUACUGGAAUAUUAAUUACAAAAUCAAAAUGUUUUGUGAAGUAUGUGGCAAUGUGGAUGAACAUUAUGAUGAAAAUGCUGAAGUGUUCCAUACAGACACGCCAAAGCAUUUGUGCAACUUGAUACUGGCUAAUUACAAUAACAAUAAGCGGUCCUUCAGUAAAAACAAAGAAGGUGUAGUUAUUCUGGGUAAAGCGGUUUCUGAGGAAACCAAUGAACACAAAAGUGUUACGGUUGAUUACACUGACCAUCAUAAAAUCCGGAUUGAUGUAAAACCUCAGCAAAAUGUGAAAUUCAUAUUUAGUAUCAGCAAUGAAACGAGAAAUGAUGAUUUUCUUGUAGUUGGAUUUCAACUAGGCCAUCCACAGCCGCAAUUCAAAAUGAACGACCAUCCUUAUGUUUUUGGAGAAGACCCUCACAUCUUAGAUAAAAAAUCAUCAAUUAAAGAAGAAAUCUCCAUCUCCUUUCAAGCUAUUGAUAUUGGACAAUAUGAAAUGCCUAUAAUGUUUACAUUCCUAAGAACUAGGGAUGGUAAAAACCUAAUUUUCGUAAGGGAAAUGGUCGUGAUGGUACAGGAGAGGCCUAUGACUUACAAAAAGUCUAAAAGCCCUUACACUAAUGAAGAGUUUAAAAAAACAACAUUGAUAAAGUCGAUUAGUCAUGUGCCAUACGAGACUACAUAUAAAAUACCUAAGCUUUUGAAGAUACUACUCCCACGCGGACUGGAAGAUAGGGCGUUAGAAGGGCUUCAAGUGCCCCGCGAAAUGCUGGAGCAAUUGCGCCUAGUUCUUAUUAGCACCAGAGCUAUUUUUGAUGAAGGAAUUACAAAAGACAAUUACAUGAUCUAUUUUCGUCAUCUUUUGUGGUGGGAAGAGAUUAUUUCUAAGAUUAACUUGAGGAAAUACAACAUGUCGAGCGUGAAACUUCAGAAAGAGCACAAGGGUUAUUAUCUUCAAGUGCCGGGGCUGGCGGAAAAGCGGCCUUCUUUGUUGCGUGGUGACAGAGUGUUUAUCACCCCAAAAGAGUGUGAUUACACGUUCGAAAGUACGAUCAAAGAUAUGGAUGACGACAGGGUCUUACUGGGAGAUUUCGACGAAAAUUUCAGCAACUAUUACAGCGAGACAUGCGAGUUCGAUGUACGUUUCUUGAUGUCACGGACGCCCAUGGAGCGAAUGCACGAAGCCAUCUCCGGUAUCUUUACCUCUAAGCAGACCUGCAGGGCCUUCCCGGUUCCUAUUAAGAAGAAAGUCGCCGUUUAUCCCAUUUAUAAGUUCUACAAUAAGCUGAUCAGGGAUAAUCCUGAACAGAGGUCGGCAGUCGAGCACAUAGUGUCGGGCACGUCUGGGAAGGCUCCGUACAUCGUAUUCGGGCCUCCUGGCACCGGCAAGACUAUGACAAUUGUUGAGGCCAUUAUACAGCUAGUGGUAAGAAACUCGAGAAACAGAGUGUUGGUUUGCACAGAUUCUAACAUGGCCGCCGACCAUAUCGCCCUAAUGCUUAUGCGGUACAAUAAGGUUUUAAAUAUUAACAACUUCUUGCUGCGUGCUAAUUCCCGUUCCAGAGAGUGGACAGUGAUGCCGGCGGAGUUGGCGCCCGUGUCCAACGGGACAAACUACGAGAACUUCUUCUCCGUCAGCAACCUGCAGAUGUCCACCUACCGCGUCGUCGUCACCACCUUGUCGCACGCCGCUAAAUAUGCUUCGAGCAGAAGCCAAAGUUCCCACAAGCUGCAGAUGUCGCACUUAUUCAUCGACGAGGCGGCGCAGGCGUCGGAGCCGGCCACGCUCAUCCCCACGGCCGGGCUGCUGGCGCCCGCCGGCCAGCUCGUGCUCGCCGGCGACCCGCGCCAGCUCGGGCCCGUCUGCAUCUCGCACGAGGCCAGCAAGCGCGGCCUGGGUCAAUCUCUCCUGGAGCGUCUACGAACCACCUACGAAAACCUCUACACCGACGAUUCUGACUACAUCACCAUGCUCGUCAAGAACUUCCGCUCCGACCCUGACAUCCUGCAGAUACCAAACACAUUGUUCUAUGAAGAUAAUUUGCAAGCUCUAGCGAAACCAGACCCGCUAAGUCAAGUGAGCAUCCUGGGGCAGCCGGGCGGGAACCGCGCGAUCGUGUUCCACGCCGUGCACUCUAGGGAGCAGCGCAUGGGCAACGCGCCAAGCUAUUUCAACGAGAGGGAACUGGAUAUGUUGAAAAGAUACAUCAAAGCGUUGAUCCUGACUCACGGUGUUUUGCCGGAGGAUAUCGGUGUGAUUGCGCCUUACAUACGUCAGGUAUACAAAAUGAAGGCCUGGCUAAAAGAAGAGAAUUACGAAAAAAUCGAAGUGGGCACUGUAGAGUCGUUCCAAGGCAAAGAAAAACGUGUGAUACUUGUUUCCACCGUCCGAGCCAACUGUAGGCUGUUGGACUACGACGCAAAAUACGGGCUUGGAUUCUUGGUCGACGACAAGAGAUUCAACGUAGCCAUAACUAGAGCCAAAGCCAAAAUCAUAAUCAUAGGCAAUCCGACUUGCCUAACCAGAGACAGAAAAUGGCGCACCUACAUGGACCUUUGUAAAGAAUUCGACUGCUUCUUCGGAAUGGACACCCAACAGAUCGAACGGGACUCAAAACUUCUCAUAGAAAUCGCUAAGACUCGUUUCGAGAAGUGUCGCCUGUCUGAAGCUUUGCCGAAGCCGAAUGAAGAGUCGAUUAAAAAGAAGAAAAAGUAACUACAUACAUUCUGUACCGUUAUGUCACAAGAUAUGGCUUGUGGCAAUGUAUUUUUAGUACAUAUUUCUAGAUGA